This is a messenger RNA of Ambispora leptoticha, 125 nucleotides long. The record is from the annotation of a GenBank genome assembly. Lineage: Eukaryota; Fungi; Glomeromycota; Glomeromycetes; Archaeosporales; Ambisporaceae.
GACAAGGUGGAUUUGCAACAGUAUUUUAUGCCAAAUGGCUAGAUAAAGAACAAAACUUUUUAAGAGAUAUUUCACUUAAAUUGAUUGAUGGAUCAAAAUCUUAUAACGAAAAAUUUAUAAAAGAG